UCUCUUUGUGUUUUUGUUUUUAGCUGCGUGAGUACAAGACUGUGCUGGACCUGAGUCUGCCUGCUCCUCUGGAUGCAGUGGGCCGGUGGCUGCUGCGUGUGGAGGGGACGCUGACUGACGAAGACAAAGAUACGCAGGACCACGCUCAGGCUGCUGAGGGUGCCAGAGAGAAGCUGGAGCUCCUCAAGACCUCAAUGGAAGAAAUGAGUCAUCACCUGAAAAUCUUCAACUCCUUCAAGAACAUGGAUGAGUAUGGUGCCAUUCUGGUUCCAACAGACAAAAUGGAAGAAAUUAAAAGAAGGUUCACCAGUGUUCGUGUCACUGCCAAGUAUCAUGGAAUCAAAUUGGAGUACCAGGAACACUGGCACACAGUCCUGGACCUCCUGGGCCAGCUGAACAGUAAGCUGUGCUCCUGGAAGAGGCCCUACUGCUCCCAGGAGGGGGUUCGAGUGCUGCUCCAGAACUGGCAUGAAGCCGUGGACAAGCAGGACCUGGUCUCUCUGCUGGAGGCUGCUCUUCUGAGGCUGAAACUUGUCGCUGGCAAAUACACCAGCAAAUCCGCCCUGGCUGCGGACUCCCAGAAAGUCACCCAGCAGAUGAAGGAUCUGGAAGGCCGGAGCACGGUGUGUCUGGAGGCGGUGUCGGCGGUGAAGAGCACCAUGAACCGCGUGCUGUCAGCCUGGGACUCUUACUGUGACUGCCUGAGCUCUCUGCAGGCCUGGCUUGCCCAGGAGUCACAGUCCCAUUCUCACAGAGCAGAGGUGUCAUCUGAAUGUAUGUCAAAGUGGAGCUCCUGCCAGGCUCACCUGAACGAAGUGGGAAACUUCCUCACGGAGGUGACAAGUCCACAGACAAGCCGCGCCCUGGCAGACGAAAUGCGCAAAGUCAACAUGCACUGGGCUGACUAUGUCAAGAGAACCACAUUGGAUGGAACCUCCCGGCCUCCUGCCAGCCCACAUAGCCCCCAGGCUGUGCAGGCUCUCUGCCGCGAGGCCAGUCAGCUGUUGAAGGAACCAGUGGAGGCUUUGUCUGGCCCUUUGCGUACCUACAGAAAGAGGCUACAGUUCAUGAUGGAGAAGAUAAAUGAUGUGGACGUUGACUCGCUCGCCCAGUUCCCAGACUGCUCAGCUGAGACUUUACAGAAACUCAGACAUACGCUCCCUGAGGUGGUGAAGACACUGCAUGGAGCAGAGCAGGUCUGUGAGGAGCUGCAGCAGAGUGUGUCCAGCCUGGAUGGCCGGCUGGCGGAGCUUCAGCACUGUGAAACUGAGGCCAGGGAGCUCUACCAGCUCCUGAAAGAGGAAUGGAAAUAUGGCCAGAGCCAGGACCCCAGGGCCAGAAUGUUUAUCUCUCGAGCCCUUCAAUUAGAGGGUCAAGUAGUGACUGAGGAGCAAGACCUCCAGGUCAUGGUGAUGACUGGGCAGAAGAACUCCCCCUUGCAGUACCUGAUUGCAUCAGGAAUGCAGGACAGGGUCAGAGCAGCUGUUGCACACUCACAGGAAGCUGUUGGGAUGCUCAGCUCUCUUGGGGCUAGACGAGACCGAAGUCCCACUGAAGAUCAGCCUCCUCCUAAGAUCUUCAUCCAGUCAUACACAGAGGAUGUACCCCAAACUCAAGCUGACACAAAAUUCCACACUGCCACUGAGUCCCGGGUCAUGACGACUGAGACACAAUCUCUGGAUGAGCCCCAGGAUAUGCCUGAGCCCCACCCGCAAGAGGAACCCCUGCCCCAAGAGCUUCCCCCGUCCCUAGCUCAGCCUGAGCCCCUAGUACAGCACCAACCUCCAGCUCAUCCCCAACCUCUAACAAAGCACCAUCCCCAACCCUCUCUUCACUCACCAAUGCAGACUCAGCCCCAAUCCCUGGCUCAGCCUGGUGCUCUAGCUGAGCUCCAGGCCCUGUCUCAGCCCCAGACCCAACCCCAACCCCAACCCCAACCGCAACCCCAAGCUCGUUCCCAUCCUCAGGGCAAGAUGCAUCCACAGCCAGUACCUCAGGUGCAUAUCCAGCAUUACUCAGAGUCCCAGCCUCCACUACAAACCUUCACAUAUGCACAGGCAGUAACUCGCUCAAAGCCCCAGCCUCAGUCACCGUCAGAGCCUCAGGUAGAGACCCAUCCCCAAACUCACGCUACAGUUCAUGCCCUAGUUCACGCCCAGGCAGUGUCUAAGCCUCUGUCCUACACUGAGGAUCCAGUCCCGCCUGACACUAAGGCCCCGGUCCAGCCUGUGCUUCAGACCCAACCUCAUGUGAUCACCCUGGAUAAAACUCAUUCUCAGACCCAAGUCAAGCCCCAUGUCCUUAAACAAGCAGGUGAUCAACAUUUCCCCCAGGCUGUGCUUGAGUCCUCCGUUCCUGACUACCAUUCCCAGAUCUCAGCACAGUCACAAGCUCAAAAGCUGCAGGCCCGUGCCAAGAAUCGUCCCUGGAUGCAAAAAAAGACCGAAACCCAGGCUUGGACACACACAACAGCAGUGCCAGAAGAGAAGAUCCAGCAUCAGCCAUUAUUCCAUACCCAGAUUCAGGUCCAGGCUCCACCCAAAGCCCAGGGCAAGAUUCAAACCCAGCCCCAGGUCCAUGUUCAACCCAAGGCCCAGGUCCAGGUUCAACCACAGGCCCAUGUCCAGGCUCAUAGCCUGGCCCGGGUCCAGGUUCAUCCCAAUGCCCAGGUCCAGGUUCAAACCCUCCAAGGUCAUGUCCAGACUCAACCCCAGGCCCAGAUCCAUGAUCAACCCAAGGCCCAGGUCUGGGCUCAACCCCAUUCUCAGUUCCAGGCUCAACCCCAGGCCCAUGUCCAGGCUCAUACCCAGACCCAGACCCAGGUUCAGGUUCAUCCCAAGGCCCAGGUCCAGGUUCAAACCCAGGCCCAUGUCCCUGCUCAUAGCCAGGCUCAGGUCCAGUUUCAUCCCAAGGCCCAGGUCCAGGUGCAAACCCAGGGUCAUUUCCAGGCUCAACCCCAGGUCAGGAUUCAACCCCAGGCCCAGGUCCAUUCUCAAACCCAGGCACAGGUCCGGGCUCCACUCCAGGCCCAGGUCCAUGUUCAACCCCAGGCCCAGGUCCAUGCUCAAACCCAGGCACAGGUUCGGGCUCCACUCCAGGCUCAGGUCCAUGUUCAACCCCAGGCCCAGGUCCAGGCUCAACCAAAGGCUCAGGUCCAGGCUCAAUCGAAGGUCCAGGCCGAGGAUCGUCCCCAGGCACAGGUGCAUGCUCAACCCCAGACCCAGGUCCUGACUCCAUGCCAGGCCCAGGUCCAUGUUCAACCCCAGGUCCAGAUACAGGCUCAACUAAAGGACCACAUCCAGGCUCGACCUCAGGCCCAGUUACAGGCUCAACCCCAGGACCAGGUCUAUGCUCAACCCCAGGCCCAGGUCCAUGCUCAACCCCAGGCCAAUACCCAGGCUCAACCCCAGACCCAGCUCCAGGUUCAACCUCAGGCCCAGACCCAUUCUCAAGCCAGUGUCCAACCUCAGCCCUGGUCUCAUUCUCAGACUGAAGUCCAAGUUAAACCUAAGGUCCAGGCUCAGGCUCAAGUUCAGGUCCAGCCUCAGUCAUGGGCUCAUCCCCAAACUGAAGUCCAAAUUCAGUCCAAGGCUCAGCCAUUAGUCUAUACCCAGAAUCAAGUGCAAUAUCACCCCCAGGCACAAGCUAAGAUCCAGCCUCAACCAUGGGUUCAUACCAGAACUCAAGGAUUGCCACAGGUUUAUCCACUAACUGCUCCUGAGAUCCAGGCUGAAACAAAGGUUCAAACCCAUCCUCAAAUCCAGCCCAAGCCAUUGACCCAGACUCAGGCACAAUCACAAAUCCAGCCCCAGCAGGGGUCUCAAUCUCAGGCACACACCCAGGCCCAGCCUAAGCCUUGGACACCAACUGAAAUCAAAACAUUUCCACAAACAUAUCCACCGACCCACAGACAAAUCCAACCUCAGACAUGGGUCCAGAGUCAGGACCAAGCGCAAUCCCAGGCAAAGACCCAAGGUCAUGUCCAGGUCCAGCCUCAACCUCAGGCCAAGUCUCAAGCUCAUGUCCAGGUCCAGGCUCAACCUGAGGCUAAGACCCUAGCUCAAGUUCAGGCCCAGACCCAACCUCAGGCCCAACCCCAGGCCCAGGCUGUACCCCGUACCAAGGCCCCAGCCUUGGCUCAGGCUCCACCUCAGGCUUACACAGAGGCUUAUAGCAAAGCACAGGCAUUGGCUCGAGACAGAUUUGAGGAUGCCAAACACUGCUUACAAGACCACAUCCUGGAGGCCAUUACAAUCUUCCAUGAUACACAAAUCUCAAAAAAGGAAAUGGAAAGAAAGGAGGAGACCCUGAAGGCCUUGGACCCUGAACUCCUUGGGGAGUUCCUGAGAGCAGCAGAGGGUAUGGAGGCUUUCUGCACUGUUGCUCAGCUAAGAGACCUGGAAUUUUUCACUGAGUCAGUGAGGACACAGUGGGAGGCUGUCCGUUUAGAGAUAGGAGCAUUUUUGAAGCACUUACGGUUUGAGAUUGUGCGAAGAGACUUUCACUCAGCUGCUUUGCAAUGUGAGAUGCAUAUUAACAAAGAGAGGUCCAGCGCUCACUCUAAUCUUGGUCACAAGCACCAGACGUGCUUCUCCUCGGAGGGCAACCUCCUCCUGGCCGGGCGGCAGCUGGAGGCGCUGAAGGAGCUGUGCGACACGCUGAGCCCCGAGGACGCGCACCGCCUGGCGCAGGCUCAGCUGCAGGAGUGCGAGAGGAGGCUCGCGGCCAUACAGCGCCAGUUCAGCGGAGACAGGGACUCGCUGCCUGGGCACCCUGUAGAGCUUGCUAAAGACAGGGCUGAGCACAGAGAGACUGCGAUGUUGUUAGACGCCCCACGUGACAAAGCCAGCCCUCAGGUUACCCAGGUGAUUAUUGGGGCAGACACAGUGGAGGUGAAGAAAGUUGAAAAAAUUGUAAUUGAAGAUGACCCAGCCAAACGGGAAGCAUUGGCAAGAUAUCAAGAUUCAAGAAUCACCUUCCAGGCCCAGCUGGCCAAAAACAAGCAGAGUCUCCAGUCAUUUCCCCCAGAAGUUGUCACUCCUGCUGACUUGCACACCCAACUGCAGGAUUUGGAGGCUCUGCAGAAGGAGACAGAACAGCUCUGGUGUGAGUUUGCGCUUCAGGGCACCCAGUGCUCCAAGUUUAAAGGUGAAGAGCAUCGAUUGGUGCAGGACAAGACUGAACUUAUGCAAGAGUGGCAAAGACAGCAGAUCUGUCUACAGGGGAGGAUAAAAUCCCUCCAGACGGCAGUUGGGCUGAUCGACCCAAGGGAGAAACAGAUCCGUCACAUCUCUGAGCGCCUGGACAACUACAUCAAGAAGCCUAAGGACGUCACCGCUUUCUCCCUCACUGACGCCAACUGUCUACAAGAUAUAAAGGACCUGGAGGAGGACAUCCAGCAGGAGAUGGACCAGCUGUCUGGACUGGCCCACGAGGACAGCCCGGCUCUGGGCGAGCUGGACCCGGAGGACAGGCUGCCGCUGAGCCGCGCGGCGCUGGGCUGCCAGCGCGCCCUGGACCAGCUGAGGCAGCAGGGCAAGAAGAGCGAGGCGGCCACACGGGCGCUGGACCGCUUCCUCAUGUCCCUGCGCACCGUGGGGCAGGACGUGGGCGGCACGCGGGCCGCGCCCUGCGAGGACGCCGAGGUGCUGCGCGACUGCCGCUCCCGCCUGGCGCACAUCCGGCAGAGCGUGCGCAGCAUGGCCGACAAGGCGCCGCAGCUGGACCGGCUGCUGGAGGGGGCGGGGCUCUGCGUCACCCGCGACGGCGCGCCCGCCUCCUGCCUGGACAUGGUGUCGGCGCUGGAGGAGAGGCUGGAGGAGGCGGACGGAGGCCUGGCCGGGCAGCAGGAGGGCCUGCAGCGGGAGCAGGAUACGCGCUCCCUGGGCCUGCGGAGGAGGGCGCUGCUGGGGGCGCUGCGGGAGCUCCAGGACGCCGCGGAGCGCCAGGGCGUGAGGGAGCCCACGCUGCCCGCUGUGCAGCAACGGAUGCGUGCCCUCACCGAUGUUGAGAGCCGGCUGGCUCCACACCGCACAGAGCUGUUCAAGCUGCGGGGCGCUGCUGAGGAGGGCGAUCAUACCCUGGAGGAGCUGGAGAGCCAAUGGGAGGACACCCAGAGAGCGGUGACUGAGGGGCUGGAGCAGUGCCGUGUGCUCAUGGAACUGCUGAAGAAGUUCCAGAACUGUCGCAGUCGCCUGAGCAACACGCUGCAGAGGGCGGAGCAGACCAUCAGUGAACAGGCUUCUUACAUGGGCAAGGAUAACCUGCAGAGGCUUAUAGCCACGGUUGAUGGCAUUAAGGAGGACUUGGGCAGUCUCGGGGAGGGGGUUGAGGAGAUCCGGGGGGUGUGCAGACAGCUGCAGUCCCAGCUGAAGAAGAUCCCCGAGUGCGCAGACGCCCCGUUCGAGAGCGAGGCCGAUGCCCUGGUGGACCGCUGGCUGGACGUGACAGAAAAGACAGACGCCCACAUGGACAACCUGCAUGUGGGGCUGGAACUGUGGGACAAGCUGCAGCUGCUGGGAGGCGAGGUUGACGGCUGGAUGGACAGAAAGAUGUCCAUGUUUGCUGAGAGACAUCCCUUCCAGAGUGAAGAUGAGGUCAUAGCGCUGCAGGAUGAGAUCCAGGCUCAGGAGGAGAACAUAGAGCGUUUCCACAGGAAGUCCUCCGAGAUCCAGCAGCUCCUCCAAACCAAAGAAUCUCCGCUGGAGCUGCAGGUGAUGGAGAGCCAGCUGAGGAAGAAGAUGGAGCAGGUGAAGGAGCUGUUCUCCGACAACAGCGACGUAUUUCAGGAGCUGAUGGCGGUGAGGCGGCACAUCGCCGAGCGGAUCUCCGAGUGCCAGUCUUCCCUGCAGGCCAUCGAGUCCGCCAUGAGCACUCUGAGUUCGUCAGAGAACCCACAGCUCCUCACCCAGGAGCUGUCGGAGCGGCUGCAGUCGGAGGCUGAGGAGGCGGAUUCCUUGCUCAAGGAGGUCAGCCUCAUGGGGAGCGUGGCCAGCCCUCACGCCCUGCAGGCCCUCAUGGACGAGGGGGCCCAGCUGAAGGAGAGCGUCCGCCACGCCCAGGAGCUGAUCAGUCAGAAGAAAGGGCAGGUGGAGAGAGGCCUCCUCAGGGCCAUCAAAGAUGAGUGCCAGGGCUUCGAAGAGUGGUUCCAGGACCUCCAGCUCUCUGUGAAUGAGUGCUUUGAGAACCCGGAGCAGAGGGAGGAUGUGGAAGCUUCUAUUCAGAGACUCACUCAGGGGUUCUUGGAGUUUAAGGAGGGGGAGAGGAGACUGGACCAGCUGAAAGAGCGUGUGGCCCAGGCAGGGGAGAAGCUCCCCUCUGAGCAGCUGGACCCUCUCGGUGUCUGGCUGCAGGACCAAGAGAAGGAGCUGACCACCUUCAGAGCGCACUGCCAGGAUCGACACAGCCACCUGGAGGACUGCCUCCAGACGCUCAACAGCUUGCAGGAGGAAUACAGCCAUGUAAACACGUGGCUGCAGGCAAGAGAACACAAGCUGGCUCAAGGGGAGGAGCUUAAUCACUUGCAUGAAGAGGUUCUCAAAGAAAGUGAGCGUGUAGAGGGCCUCAACAGCCUGGUGGUUGCAGUUCGUAGGAAAGGCCUGAGGAGUGAUAGACUGGUGAGAGAGAGUGAUAAGCUGCUGCAGCGGUAUCACAGUCUGCUGGCCCGGCUCAGCAGCCAGGCGGAGGCCCAGAGCGCCCUAGCCAGGGAGACUCAGGCCUUUGAGGCCCAGGCAGAAAGCACCAGGGCCUGGAUUGGAGACCUGCAGCAGCGGGUACACUCUCUGGACAAAGGCACUGUGGGGACGCAGGCGGAGAUUGAAGACAGACUGCAGAAAGUUCAGGCUCUUCUCAGUAACCGGUAUGAAGGAGAAUCCAAACUGCAGGACCUAAGGUGGACUGCCCAGAGGCUGUCCCAGCAGAAAGACCUGGAGGAGAACAGAAGGUGUGGAGUCCAGCAGACAGUGAGAGAUGCUGAGGAGCAGUGGAGAGGAGUCAUGCAGUCUGCAGAGGAGCUGCAGAAACAGGCGGAGGCCCAGAGCACCCUGGUCAGGGAGACUCAGGCCUUUGAGGCCCAGGCCGAAAGCACUAGAGCCUGGAUUGGAGACCUGCAGCAGCGGGUACACUCUCUGGACAAAGGCACUGUGGGAACGCAGGCGGAGAUUGAAGACAGACUGCAGAAAGUUCAGGCUCUUCUCAGCACCAGGUAUGAAGGAGAGUCCAAACUGCAGGACUUAAGGCAGAGUGGAGACAGGCUGUCCCAGCAGAAAGGCCUGGAGGAGAGCAGGAGGUGUGGAGUCCAGCAGACAGUGAGAGAUGCUGAGGAGCAGUGGAGAGGAGUCAUGCAGUCUGCAGAGGAGCUGCAGAAACAGGCGGAGGCCCAGAGCACCCUGGUCAGGGAGACUCAGGCCUUUGAGGCCCAGGCAGAAAACACCAGAGCCUGGAUUGGAGACCUGCAGCAGCGGGUACACUCUCUGGACAAAGGCACUGUGGGAACGCAGGCUGAGAUUGAAGACAGACUGCAGAAAGUUCAGGCUCUUCUCGGCACCAGGUAUGAAGGAGAGUCCAAACUGCAGGACUUAGGGCUGAGUGGACGGAGGUUGUCCCAGCAGAAAGGCCUGGAGGAGAGCAGGAGGUGUGGAGUCCAGCAGACAGUGAGAGAUGCUGAGGAGCAGUGGAGAGGAGUCAUGCAGUCUGCAGAGGAGCUGCAGAAACAGGCGGAGGCCCAGAGCACCCUGGUCAGGGAGAUUCAGGCCUUUGAGGCCCAGGCCGAAAGCACCAGAGCCUGGAUUGGAGACCUGCAGCAGCGGGUACACUCUCUGGACAAAGGCACUGUGGGAACGCAGGCGGAGAUUGAAGACAGACUGCAGAAAGUUCAGGCUCUUCUGAGUGCCAGGGGUGAAGGAGAGUCCAAACUGGAGGACUUGAGGCAGAGUGGAGACAGGCUGUCCCAGCAGAAAGGCCUGGAGGAGAGCAGGAGGUGUGGAGUCCUGCAGACAGUGAGAGAUGCUGAGGAUCAGUGGAGGGGAGUCGUGCAGUCUGCGGAGGAGCUGCUCAGGACGUUGGAGGGGCUUGUGGAGCGUCUGAUGUCCUGCCUGUGCCAAAAGCAGCAGGCCCAGGACCGGGUGGAGCAGCUCCAGCGGCAGACUGCGGAUCUCCCUCAGAGGUUCCCCUGGCCUGGGCUGGGUGACCGCCGACAGGCUGCGGAGCACGUGCGUAACCUGCUGAACCGCACCAGGGCCCUGACCCCUGCCUUGUCUGACCUCCCAGCCCGGGGUGCGGAGCUGUUCCAGCUCACUCAAGACCCCAGCUGGAUUGACCCUUCCUGGGGGGCCCUAGAGAAAUGUGUUCCCCCGCUGCUCAAAGACCUGACUGAUGCCUGUGGGAGCCUGGAAGAGGGCAUCCAGACAGAGCGUCUCUGUGCUCAGCUUGUGGAGCAGCACAGUGCUGCCCUGGACUGGCUUCACGAGCAAGUGCAAGGAAUAGGGGCACUGCCUAGUGACAGAGCCGGCCUACAGAGCACCAUUAACACGCUGAAGGCCUUGCUACAGACUGCUGACAGGGAAGAAAAGGAGAUGAAAGAGCUGGACGCUGUGAAAGCCUCCCUCCUGCUCCUGUGCACUCCGAGCGGCCAGACCUCCCUGCAGCAAGAGGUGGGGCGCAUGCAGGAGAGGAGGGCCCGCUUGGAGACGGAGGCCCGGGGCAGGCUGCGGGAGUGCGAGGCCCGGCUGCAGGGCCUGGAGCAGCAGCGGGGCGAGAGGGCCCAGAGACUGCGAGAGGAGGCCGCCGAUCUGCGGGGGGACCUGCACAGGCUGGGCCAGCGCAUGGACUACAGCAAGCAGCCUGCUGACAUUGGCCGCCUCCAGGACCAAUGGAACACCCUCAAGGGCUGUGAGAGACUGCUGGAGGAGCUGGGGCUUCGGGUGCAGGGUCUGCAGCAGGCCCUGGGGUCAGAGGUCGCCACUGAGGUGCUACCCGGGGAUGUGGUGUCUGACGUGGCUGCAGUGGCAGCGGAGCACGACAGACUGCGGACUCGGCUGUCAGAGAGGCUGGACAGCUGCGCACAGGAUAUUAUGCGCAGUUUGAGAGACUCUCUUCAGGCUCUCCAGCAGUGGAACGAGUCUGCCCACGCACAGCUGUCCUCCGGCUCUUCCCACAACACACAGCCUGUGCUGGAGGAGGGAGAGAGGCUGAGGCGCACCCUGCAGGGGGCGCUGUCACGCGGUCAGUUUCUGAAGGACUGUGUGGGGCUGGAGGAGAUGGACAGGCUGGGCAGGGACAGCUCAGAUGUCCUGAGGGACACUGGGGUUCACAUCUCCAACCUCACGCAGAGCCUUCAGAAGGGGAAACAGGAAGCACAUGAACAUGUGUCUGAAAGGCCCGCGUCAUUAGCAGAGCAGCAGCACGUGCUGGGUCUACUGGAUACACAGGUGCAGAAACACACACCUCAGAUUUGUCACAUGACCAAAGGAGUGGACAUUGCGGGAUUGCAGGCUGGAGACAUGCCUCGUGCUGAUAAGGAGAAGGUGCUGAGCCAACAAGACGUUUCUCUGUCAUCGCGGCCUGUUGAUGUCAGCGGCCGCAGAAAAGCCCCGCGUGAUCGCGAGAAGCGAGCCGGGCUUCGACCGGACACCUUGAGGAAGCGUGAUGAGGCGGCAGCACCUGACAUGCAACAGGGAAAGUCUUUCACGGCUGAGAAAGAAGAACCUGGAGCCAUGCUCAUUCUGGACACUGGGGUGCAUCAGAUUCAGACACACGGGACUGACACUCUGCAUGUUGGUCCCCUGCCCCGUGAGAACAUAGAGUACACGGCUACUGGAAAAACUGAGGCACCUGGCAAUGAGAUUCACCGUACUGGAGGACCACCGCAAGACAGCAUUGAGACUACAGUUACGGACUGGCGCGGCUCUGAGACUCAGGACCCUGGGAUGUCGAGGCCUGACAGAACGGACAUUGAAACUCGUCCUUCAAAGAAACAAGAUGCCAAGAUGGUAGAUACUCAGAAACAUGAUGAAAGAGAGCCGUGUGAAAGCAGAGAUACACAGCAUGUGGAGGAGGUUGGUGUCUGUCAAUUUCCAAAGACUCCUUCUCAGUUAAAUGAGAUGCAACAGCCUGACAAACCCAAGGGCUUUAAUGCUGGUAACUCUGUUAUGCUGAGCCUAGACACAAGGACUGAGCACCCAAAUGUCCCAGAUACUUACAACGACAGGGAGGAGCGUGAGAGGAUGCCGACUGUACAAUCAAAGAAAAUGGCCACGGUCGUCCUGGAUGCAGACACACUGCAUAUACAGACACCAGAGCCAUGGCAAUCUAAGAGCAGCGAUUCCCUGCGCAUUGUGUCCUCUGAAACGGGAGGGUUCGACACAAAAUGGACUCCAAGUCGAACAGCAGAUGCUAAGACGCAGCCGUCUGACAUUAAAGAGCAUGAGGAAGCAAUGUCUGGAGACACAGUAAAAUACACUCUCAGCUCACCCAGCAGUGCAGCCCCACACAAAGCAGCACAAGACAGGGCAAUGCAGCCAGCUGACGGCAAACAACCCAGUAAAGCAGAGCUAAGUUUUGUUCAUCAUCUGAGAAUGAUGCUGGACACAGAGUCACUGAAGGAGGAAGAGCCUCACCCUGUCCAGCCCCUGCCAGGGGAGAAAGGGGCUGAUAAGAUUAACCAGGAGGAAUCCACCCUGACCAGGCUCCCUGAACCAGUGCAAGGUGGAGCCACUGAACCCAGCCAGAUUAGAAGUACAGACAACCUCUGCAGCCCAGACACUCAGGAAAUACAGAGGAGGUACCUUGUGUUAAAUCUGCCUGAGGUGGCGGAGGUCCAGAAGGUUACUGAGAAGCCUGGGUCUCUACUCAUGGAGGUCCAGAUCCAUAUUGACCAACCCAGGGGACCCAAGGCAGAGUUCAGUGAAUCCACCCAGCUAGAUAGAGGCGAGGGUAGCAGAGUGAUCCCCACUGAUACUGCACAGCUAGACAGAGAAAAAGGAAUUAAAGUGAUCCCCAUGGAUACUGCCCAGCUAGAGAGAGAAACGAGCAAUAGAGUGAUCCCCACUGAUACUGCUCAGCUGGAGAGAGAAAAGGGCAAUAGAAUGAUCCCCACUGAUACUGCCCAGCUGGAGAGAGAAGAGAGUGUGAGAAUUAUGCAGACUGAUCACACCCAGCUAGAGGAAGCUAAGCCUGAUACUCCUGAGGUCCACAGACCAGUCUCUGAUACAGCAGUGGGGAGAACCACAGAGCCAUUGAAGAGGGAAGAGUGUCAUUCCAAGAAGAUCCACAUCCAGCCCAAGCCAAGGAAGAAAAAGGCUGUCAAGAUUAACCAGGAAGAAACCACCCUGACCAGGAUCCCUGAACCAGUGCAGGGUAGAGCCACUGAACCCAGCCAGAUUAGAAGUACAGACAACCUCUGCAGCCCAGACACUCAGGAAAUACAGAGGAGGUACCUUGUGUUAGAUCUGCCUGAGGUGGCUGAGGUCCAGAAAGUUGCUGCUGAGAAGCCUGGGGCCCUACAUGUAGAGGUCCAGGACCAUGCUGACCAAACCAAGGGACCCCAGGCUGAGUUCAGUGAAUCCACCCAGAUUGAGAGAGAACAGGGCAUUAGAGUGAUCCCCACUGAUACUGCCCAACUAGAGAGAGAAAAGGGCAACAGAGUGACCCCCACUGAUACUGCCCAGGUAGAGAGAGAAAAGGGUAAUAGAGUGAUCCCCACGGAUACUGCCCAGCUGGAGAAAGAAGAGAGUGUGAGAAUGAUGCAGACUGAUCUCAAGGCAGCAAAGCCUGACACUCCAAAGGUCCACAGACCAGUCUCUGAAACAACAGUAGGCAAAACCACAGAGUCACUGAAGAGGGAAGAGUAUCAUUCCAAGAAGAUCCAUAUGCAGCCUGAGCCUAGGGAGAAAGAGGUUGUCAAGAUUAACCAGGAUGAAACCACCCUGACCAGGCUCCCUGAACCAGUGCAAGGUGGAGCCACUGAACCCAGCCCGAUUAGAAGUACCAGCCUGGACACUCAGGAAAUACAGAGGAGGUACCUUGUGUUAGAUCUGCCUGAGAUGGCUGAGGUCCAGAGAGUUGCUGCUGAGAAGCCUGGGGCCCUACAUGUAGAGGUCCAGGACCAUGCUGACCAACCAAGGGGACCCAAGGCAGAGUUCAGUGAACCCACCCAGCUAGAUAGAGGAGAGGGUACCAGAGUGAUCCCCAGUGAUACUGUCCAGCUGGAGAGAGAAAAGAGCACUAGAGUGAUCCCCACCAAUACUGCACAGCUGGGAAGAGAAGAGAGUGUGAGAAUGAUGCAGACUGAUCACAAGGCAGCAAAGCCUGAUACUCCUGAGGUCCUCAGACCAGUCUCUGGAACAACAAUGGGAAAAACCACAGAGUUUGCUGAGAGGGAAACUGUAAAGGCCUCUGUGCCAGAGUCUGCCGCAGGAAAGGACAGAACACUAGAGCAAGCCAAGCAGCCCGAGGCUGAGAGAGAGCACGCUGAGACUCCCAAGACUCUGCAUCCAGAGAAUAGGGAGGCUGUAGCCCAAGGCAGUGGACAAAUUAAGGAAAAAGUGGAGAGUAUGAGGCUGCCACUCAUCGGUACAGCCCUGGCUGAGCCAGGACUGUGCCCCUCAGUCACUCCAGCAGAGCUUUCGGGUGGCAGAGAGAACAGGAACCUGGAAGGAAUCAAGUCACCACAGAGCAAAGAAGAGAACACAAUGAAACAGCCGGAUUCAAGUGAAGCAAUUCAGGAAGUACCUGAGGAGGGGGCUUCUGUAGCUGGGGAUAUUAGGAAGAGGGAGGACCUACCCCUGGAACUGCCACAUGGACCAACCAUGCAGGAGACCUUCAAAGAGAUACAGCAGCUGGUAGAAACAGGACCCGAUAACUUUGUCAUUGGGGGAAAGCCUCUGUGGGAACCUGUGGGGAGUUUGGACACGUCACGCAAAGACCUGGACACCCGACUGAGCCACGUGGUCUUCCGGAUUCUUAAUAGUCGAAACCGGCCUGCCCAGCUCAACACCACAGGCAUGACCCAGCAAGUAGAAGAGGCUGAGGACUGCAGACAGUGUGCCCAGGAGCAGCUGGCAGUCUUUUCUCAGAUGUGUGAAGACAGGGACUCGGAUGAUGCUCAGCACGUGGAAGGACAGUGGAGCGCUGCUCUGUGGGACGCCUCUGCCGCCGUGCAUGCCAAGGAAGCCCAGCUUCAGCUCGUCACGCUGUACCACGAGCAGACGCUGGCUGCUAAAGCUACUCAGGAGAAACUGGAAGCUGAGCUGGAUGCACUGAGAGCACUCCCUGUGGGAAGCUCCGCGCAGAAAGCGGAAAAACUGCGUGCUGUCCUGUGGGACAUGGAGCAGGAGAGGACUGUGAUUGGAGAGCUGCUCCAGACAAGCGCCAAACUAUCUCCCUACCUGAGUCAAGCAGACAGGCUGGUGGCGCGCACACAGCUGGAGCACCUGCAGGGGGAAUGGAGAGCACUGGCUAGGGCUGCGGAGAAGGCGCUCCAUCAGGUUUCUGUCCAGAUUCAAGAAAGCGGCGAUCUUCUCCAGGAAGCACAUGAGCUUCAGGACCAGCUGGAAGCUCUACAGAAAUCUCUGGGUCCACCCCAGCUCUCGACCGAAGAGUGGGACAGCCAGAGGGCUGGACAGCUGAUGAUCAUGGGCUCUGCCCUGACAGCUGCCAACCAGCAUUACCAUCACCUGCAGCAGCAGACCUCUGAUGCUCUUUUCCAAAGAUUUCAGGGAGAGAAGGAGCGGAGGGACAUUGAGCAGGCCCUCCAUGGUGUGAAGGAACAGGUGGAUAAACUACAAGGACAGAUUUCCAGGCAAACUCCCAGCAGCAGCAACACCACCUUGGGUAAAAUCAUGAAGGUUAUGCAGGAGGCCUUUACCUGGGCAAAGCAGACAGAGUGUGACAUUGAGGCAAGGAAGAAGGUGGUGCUUCUCCCAGAGGGGGUCCACAGUCAGAUCAAAGGUCUUAAGAAGCUGCAGUCAGAGAUCUCAACCAAGCAAUCCCAGCUAGAGUCAUUUGUGGAGGAGGUGAGAGAACUUAUCCCUGAUUUGGAUGAGAAGGACACUCCUAUGGUGCUCUCCUCACUCAAAACUCUGGAGAGUUUGGCCAAGUCAACUGCUGAGAAGCUGGCUCGGGCCCUGCAAGACAUGGAGUCGGGCUUGCAGACAAGGGAGAAAAUGUCUGAGCAGAUUGUCGAUGUUGACUCCUGGGUGGUGGCCCAUGUCCAUAAAGAGACCAUCAGGGAAUCUAUUAGCAAAGGGAACACAGCAGACUUGGAGCGCAAGCUCCGGCAGCUCCAGGAGACAUUGAAGGAAGCAGAUAAACAGGCAGCAGUAACAGAGGCCCUUCUGAUGAGGAGUAGAGACAUUGCCCCAGAGCUUACCGUUAUUGAGAACUGUCGACUCAAUGACAAACUCAUAAGCCUUCAAGAGGACAUCAAAGAUAUUAUCAGCUGUGAAAAAGCAAACUGUCAGGAGCUAGAGAAGCUGCUCCAAGCACAGGACUCUUCACGUAAGAAGCUGUCCUCAGUGGAAACAAGCUUGAGACAGAUGUUGGUAGACUUGAACAGGUUUAGGUUUCCGAUAACCAGAGACUCACUGUGUUCUAUAGAGCCUAUAAAACACAUGAUUCUGGAGCAGAAAUGUCAGGUGGACCAACUCUCUCACUGCAAGGAAGACAAAAGGAAAGAACUGCUGUGUACAAUUGCUGAGAUACAGGACAAGGUGAACUCACUGGGCCAAAAGGCUGAGCAGCAUGAAAGAUAUUUAAACUGCAGGCAGCGCUUAGAGGACCUGAAAGAAAAAGUAGAGGCACAGGUCCUUAAGGUGAAAGAUGAAAGCAUCAGCAAGGAAGAGAGGUUUAAGGGCUGCCAAGCCCUUCUCAUUCAGUUACCUCUAGUCAAGAACCUCUGCAAGGUGGCUGAAGUAGAGCUGCAGAACAUCUUAACAGAUCUCUACCCAACCCAGCUGAGCUCUGAACGCCAGAGGCUCCGUCAAGUCGCAAACAGCUUCUCCACCUUGGAGCUGACUGUCUCCAAUGACACUAGCAUCCUGGAGUGGGCCCUGCUGAACAGCCUCCACUGCCCCACAGAACACAAGGCCAUGGGGGAGUUUCUCAGACACGCCAACCGGGAACUGGAGCAGCCAACCCCAUUGCCGUUGGAAGAGCAGGCCAUUGAUAGAGAGUUGUUGAAGUGUGCGACUCUUCGGAGGAAUGUGGAGUCUAGAGCAAGGGUGCUGGAGGCUUUCGAACCCAGGAAUGGAUCCAGGCAGAAGGGGCAGGAGCAGAAGAAUGCAGAUCUGGCAGACCUGAGGAAGAAGACUCUGAGUGGCUGUGAGAUGCGAAUGGAGAACUUGUCUCAGGCACGAGAGAUGUUAGGAGAUUACAGCAGGGCUGUCGGAAGUGCGGUCGCAUUCCUGCAAGAAGCCGAGUCCAGGCUCCACCUCCCUCUUGACUAUGCUGGGAGCUGCCCAGAGGAGCUGCAGCGCACCCAGCAGGCCCUGGCCUCCCUGGAUGAGCAGUUCCAGUCCCACAUCACCCAGAUCCAGGCCCUGGUACCACAGCACAGCUGCCUCUCUUCCUACCAGGCAGAGCAGCUCCACAGCACGGUCCUAAGCCAGCUUCUUGUACGGGUUUCCACACUCCAGGCCCAGGCCCAGCGCAGAAUGGAGACGCUUCAGAAAUGUUCCAAAAAGCAGAGAAUGUACAUAAAGUGUUAUAAGGAGAUCUGCCAGCGCUUGAAGACAGUACAAGCUUCUCUUUCAGACUGCAUCUCCUACAAUGCAAUCUCUUAUAAAGCUUGCCUAGAUCAGCAGGGAAAACUGAAGGUGCUGGUGCUGGAGGUGGACUCCCUCGCUGGGAGGCUGGGGGAGCUGAAGGAGUGGUGUCCGGAGCGGGACUGCAGCAGGGGCAGAGAGGAAGCUGUGAGCACCCUCUGGAGAGACUGGGCGAGGCUGGAGCGAUGUGCCCGCUACCUGAAGACUCGCUCAGAUCAGAAAGGAGCAGAGUGGAGAGACAUCACUAAGAGCGUGGAGAAGGCCACUGUCAUUCUGGACCAACUGCAGGAUGAGUUGCCGGAGUGCUCCAGGGAAACGGCCACCCAGGAGGAGCUGCAGGAGGUGCUGGCAUGCAUGGAGCAGUACCAGGACCGUCUGGACUGUGAACACCGCGCUCUGACCGCUCUGGAGCUCCGAGCCGCGCGCCUCCUGGGUGUCCCUGCCCAUCAGGAACUGUCUCCGCCAAUCCCGCUCUGUCAGGAGCUGCAGACAAUGCAGGGAAGAUACAAGAACCUGAAAGAGAAGAGCAUGCUGGGCCGGCAGGCGGUGCAAUCGGAGGUGCAGGAGCGGGAGCGGGUGAAGGAGGAGAUCGGCGGGGUGAAGGAGUGGCUGGUGGCUGCCGUGUCCCUGCUGUCUGUAAUGGAGGACCUCCCCAGCACUCAGGAACUGCAGGAGGUGCAGGCACAGUUGUGCUCCCAGAAGGCUGUGCUGCAGAGCAUCAUGGAUGGCCUGAAGAUGAAGUACUCUGACAUGUACACCCUGGUUCCUGUGGAGAUUGAUGGACCGCUGCAGGAGGUCAAUCGCUCACUGCAGGAGGUGGAAGAAAAGGUGGGGGAGGCAGUGGAGAAGAGUGGGCCUCUGUGCAGGCUGGGUGGCAAGGUGGAGGAGAUCAGGGUGGGCCUGCAGGUUGUCCUGGCUUCACUGGAGAAGAGGUGCCCCUCAGUGGCAGAAGCUGAGAGUAGACAGAAGCGUGUGUGGGAUGAGCUGGACAGGUGGCACUCCCGCAUGGCAGCACUAGAGGUAGAGGUGCAUGACAUAGCAGACGACCUUCCGGAGGAGGCCCACAUCCUGACGGAUAAACUGAUGGAGACGCUGCAGCUCUACCAGCAUGUGGCCAAGCAGGCUGAGCAAAGGACUGCCUUUCUCAGCAAGAUCCAUACUUGCCUCCAGGAGCACGAGGAGAUGAUCAACAGCUCGAACAGCUGGCUGAUUGAAGCUCACGCAUGGCUGACUGCGCCGUGUACCUACACCACCGCCAACUGUCUCAGCAGCCACGUCAACGCCCUGCAGAUGGUGCUGGACGACUCGGAGCAGAUGAGGAGGACCCUGCAGACCUUUGUGGCGGUGCUGCAGGAGGUCAGCUCCGUGUGCGACAUGACCGCCCAGGAGGAGCAGCUGGCCCAGGCUGACCAGCGCGUCGCCAGCAUGCAACAGAGCAUUGCGCAUCAGCUAUCGCAGUUCCAACAUGCCGCUGAGGAGGUGGAAGCCAUUGAGUCGGAAGUGGAAAAGAUGGAGAAAAACUUGAAUAAAUUUAGAGACAUUUUGUCCUCCCAAGACUCCGCCCCUUCCCCUCCAGAAGAACGCUGUGGAAAUAUGCAGAUGAUCUUGAAUGAUAUUGAGUCGAUGAAGAGGACUAUGGCUGAGAUCCAAAGCUGCAAGCCAGGCCUGUGUCUGCCGGAGGGAGCAGAGGAAUCGCUGACCAUAUUUCACAGAGCCAAACUUCUGCUUCAGCAAAUCCAGUCACUGGAGCAGAUGAUCUAUCAGCAGAACCCAACACUGAAGGUGGCCAUUGAGCAGCCAGUGGAACUGGAAGAGCUGUCUACCUCUACCUCAGAAGAGGUCAUAGUCCCCAGUCCUACCCUGUCCAUUCUUGAAGAAAUGCAGGACAAUGACGCAGAGGUGGGACAGAUCCGGAUCGUACAUGUUGAAGAGGAUGUUCUGAAAAGAUCCGGGGCAUCUCUGUUGACAGUGGAGGUGGGGUCCAGUCCAGAACAGAGACUGAGCUGGGGGUCAGAGAGGACUACACAGCAGGAGGUGUGGUAUAUGUCACUGUCUGAAGAGGAAGAAGACAGAGGAAGCUCCCACUCCUCGUCCUCAGAAACGCUCACUUUCAGUGUUCCGGAGGAUCCAGACGAGAUCUUCACAGGCGAGGAGCAGGCCAGCAGGCCGACUUCAGACGCCUCCUUGGAGCACAGCCUAGGAAGAGACGAAGUGUUUGAUCCCCAGCCUGAUUCUUCCACAAAGGACAUAGUGGGACUCUCUCUCCCUACAGGAGCGAGCGAGACUGAAGCUCAUUCAAAGCCUGUGGCCACAGUCAGAACACAGGCCCUCCCUCAAAGCAUGGAGCUCUUGGGACAGAGUGGGCUUGCAUGGCGGGGGGAGGAUAGCCAGCCAGAGCGGCUGAAGACACAGAGCCAAGACACGCACAGCACACACAGACCGGCGGGCGACAGACCUGCCGCGUUCACGCUUAGAGACGUGUCGCACGCGCUUCCACACACUGCCGGCGUCGCUCUAGAGGCCCCAGACAUUGACACCCGGCACUCCACACAGCUUACACCCUCGCACACUCGAGACUCUGAUUCGCUGAUUAGGGACACGCAGCGCAGCACGCCUACACCUUCUGAGGUAGCGUACGGACAGGCCCGAGACACUGAAGGGGCUACUGAGGACACUCCACCUGCUCCGGAGGAGGACACCGGUCUCCUGAAGACACAGAGGAAACAGACUUCCCCCGUGUGCUCCCACAGCACGGAAACAAAGCCUCCAGAGAGGGAGAGUGUACACAGCACACACCCCCUAAGUCAACACGCGAACACGCCUGCCGACCCGACAAGGCGAACACAUUCGCAGUCUGCGGAUGGCUGUAUCCGGCCAUCUCUGUCCGAAGACUCUGCCGCUCCUGAGCACGCGGUUCUCACGCAGUCUAGGGACACGGAGCGCGAGCACACGCAGUCUCAGGACACACUCAGGCUUCCCCAGGACGGUGCAGACAGCAUGCGUCCAGCUGCGCUCCUGGCCUCAGGUGAGACCUGCCCCGCUCAGGGAGCGCUUCAUGCCUGUCGCGAGCAGGCCGCCCAGCUGGAGCUUUGGCUGGAGGGAGCCCGCCGGAGCCUGGGAGCCCCGUUGCCGGCCGCGGCCAUGCAGGACAGCUUCGAGCAGCAGCUCCUCAGCUGCCAGGAGAUGUUCUUGGAAAUAGAAGCGAAGGUUGCCAGCCUGUCAGACCUGGGCCUACAAGAGGCUUCCAGUGAGACACACCAUCAGGUGGAGGCCCUCUCAUCUAGACUGGAACUGCUCAAAACCAGUCUGGUCACCUUCCAGCAGUUACUCCAGGAGAGACAGAAUGUGGAACAGGAGAUUCAGCAUUCAGAGCACCUUCAAGGAAGUGUGUUGAAGGGCAGUGCCAGUGUCCACGAGAUGCUGACCUCCACCAAGGGCAAACUCAUCAGACAGAACAGUUUGCAGCAGCAGAGGGAGCUGGAACACGAGCUGAGUGAACAGAGGGACCUGACCAAGGCCAUCGCGAGGCAUGGCAGCCGGUCACGUCUGCACAGCCUAUCACAGGACAGCCAAGCGCAGACACCCCCAGGAUCUCCUGCUGUAGUUCCAACUGCCCAUACUGACGGUGAAGAGGGAUUCAUAUCUGAGGAGAUGUGGGCACACCUUCACACCCGUCUGACUGCCAAACUGCAGGCCCUGGAGGAGAGUGCAAAUCUAGGCUCAUCUGAGGUGACAGGUGCAGUGGUUGCCGCGGGUAGCAGCGCGAUAGUGAGAGAUCUCGGAACACACACUUCGCAGGAGCUGCAGUCACACACCGUACGCCUUCGAGAGCUUGGCCAGCUGGCCAUUACAUCACAGACACAGGCCAGCUCAGAAGGGGAUUCCGGUCUCACCCUGGAGGAGGAUUUGUACCACGUGCUGUGUGGAGUGGAUCUGUCGCUUUGCUCUGUCACAGACCUGCUGCUGUCCCCCUGUGGGACGUCCCAGGAGGACGACCAGCUCUAUCUGCUGCAGCUGGAGAGCCUGGCUGUGGAGCUGGACAGAGUGGGAAAUGAGUUGAGUUGCCAGGAGCCAGGGGUCCGGAGCGCUCUGGGUUCAGCGGCUCCCCAAGUUUCCCCCUGUCUGCAGUGUCUGCAGAGCCGCCUGUCCAUCAUCCAGACGGCCCUCCCCUCCAGACAGGCCCAACUGCGAGCUCGCCUGGACCUCGCCGAUCAGUGCCAGAGAGAUAUAAGAGGAUUGCAUGAGUCCUUGCUUGGUAAAAACUUGCUUUUGAACCAAACAAUUAAUGAAGCUUCAGGUCACGACCCUGGCAAACAGUUUCAGGCUGUUGAGCAGUUCCAGUUGGAGGCGCUGCUGCAGGAGAACCAGGUGUCUGCAUUGAAGGAGAGGGUAGAGAGCAACAGCCUACCCACAUCUCUCAUUGAGGAGGUUCACAAGCUGGAGGACGUGCUGGAUAGCGCCUGGAGCUCCUUGCGGGAGAGGCAGGAGGGGCUGAGGGAGAGCCUGGACCUUCAGCAGAAGUACGAGGGGCUGCUCCAGGGGCUGGCCAGCCUGACAGAGCUGGGCCGAGAGAGGCUGGGCCGCAGCCAGGGCCUGGUGGAGCACAGUCGCACUGAGCUGCAGGACCACCUCAGCAGCCAUAAGGGUUAUUUUCAGCGUUUGGGAUCGUACCUUGCUGCGGUGAAACACUUCUCCUCACGGGUCCCUGACAGUGUGCUGCGCGGGCAGGAAGCCGCGAUGGCGCAGCUGGAGCAGGAUAUCGGCGCUCUGCGGCGGCAGGCCCUGGAACACGGAACGCAGAUGCACAGAACGCUGCAGAUAUGGACACAGUGGGAGGAGAACUGCAGCGGAUUGGGGAGGCUCCUGCAGGAAGUGGAGUCCAGGCUGCCCAGCGUGGGCCUGGUGGAGGAGACCGAGGAACGCCUGCGGGAGAGGCUGUCCAUCUACCAGCAAAUGAAAGGAGUGCUGGAGGAGAGCGGGGCCCGGCUGUGCCUGGUCCUGGAGCAGGGGCGGGGGCUGCAGGGGGGCGGGCGGCGGGAUGUAGCCGCUGCCGCGCGGGAGCUGGAAGCGCGCUGGACGGCCGUGCGGAGGAGAGUGGAGCAGGACGGCCUCCGGGUGGACAGGCUGCGGAGGAUCUGGAGCAGGUUCCGGCGUGAUUCAGUGGCACUCAGUGAGUGGAUGGGCGAAGCCAGAGAGCGUCUGCAGUUGUGGAGACAUCGCUCUGUCACAGUACCACAGGACCUGGAGCAAAUCCGCACUCACCUCGCCCAGUUCCUGGAGUUCACCAAGGAAGUGGAGUCCAGAUCGGCUCUGAAGGCGUUGGUGGUCGGCACGGGCACGCAGCUGCUGCUGCUGAAGGACACCGACACCGCCUCGCUGCAGUCGCAGCUGACGCAGCUGGAGCAGGGAUGGGCCCAGGUGCAGUCCGCUCUGCCCGCCAUCCAGGAGAGACUGCACCAGGCGUUGAUGGAGAGGCUCCCGUCACGCGACGCAAUAACAGAGCUGAACACCUGGAUCAGCGAGAGGGAGGUCAGCCUGGAGGAGGGGCUAAAAAGGCUCCACAGCCACAAGGCCUCAGCAGCCAGCCUCACCCAGGAGCUCCAGCUGCUCAAGGAGUGCAAGUUAGAGAUCACCUGCUGCCAACUCACUGUGGACUUCGUCAACCAGUCGGUCUUACAAAUCAGCAGCCCGGACAUCCAGACCAAGCGCUACGAGCGCACUCAGUUUGCAGAGGAGCUGGGCGCUCUCAACGAGCGCUGGCAUCACCUACAGGGGGCACUGAGCUACCAGACUAGACAUGUGGAACAGCUACUGCACAUCUGCGCAGACAGGGAGAAUAAACUGCAGCAUCUGCGCCACUGGGUCAUUGGCCAGAGGGAAAGGAUGCAAUUGGUCGAGAGGCCUGUCAGUCGUUCUUCAGCAGAGAAAGCCCUGAAGGAGUGUGUGGAGACGGAAGAAAAGCUGAAGUUGAAACUGGCAGAACUGCAGGUGCUGGGAGAGGCCUGUCUGUCCCAGGAUGAAGGCACAGAGCAGGAGCGUGACUGUGAAUUCAUCACGCAGACGGACGCUGUCAAUCAGGCCUGUGCAGCUUUGAGUCAACAGGUGGUGGAGCUGAAGCUGAGGCUGCAGCAGGUGCUGGAGCGGUGGGGUCUGUUUGAGCGACAGCUGAGUGAGGCCGUGCUCAGCACAGCCCAGGCCCACUACACACUGGAGCAAGAGCGAACACCCCCGCUCUCCCUCAGCGCUCUCCAGAGCCAUGCCAAUCAACUGCAGCUCCUGCGGGACGAACUGGAGCAGGGUGAGACAAAGUGGGACGCUCUGACCGGGACCUAUUCCGCAUUAAGGGACGUGGUCAGUCCUGCUGCUGCCCUCCUCCUGUCUGAACAGCUCGAGGGGGAGCAGACACGGUGGAGGGCGGUCAUUCAAGAGCUGACCGACGAGCUGCUCAGAGCUCAGGGACUCCUCCAGCGCUGGCAAGGCUACAGUCGUCUGUUCGGCGCCAUUUCGUGCCGUCUGAAGCGGCACGAGGAGGAAACCAAAGAGCUGCUGAGUGCUCCGCCCUGCCAGUACAGCACUGUGGAGCUGGCACAGGCCCGGGUGGGGGCCAUUAACGGACUGCAAGCGAGCAUAGAUGACCUGCAGAGUAGCAUGGAGGAGGUGCUGGAGGCUUCGAGAAACCUCAUAGGACAGAUGGAACCAGGAGCUGCCGUCUUCAUCCAAUCAGAGAGCCGUCUGCUGGCACGCAGUGUUCUGCAGUUGGGCGAGGCACUAGCAAGGAGAAAGGAACAGCUACAGGAGGAACUGGAGCAGCUGCAGGAGCUCAGUAGCAGCUUGGAGUUCCUAGAGAAGCACUUGAAAGACUGUGAGGACAGAGUGACUGGAGCUGUGGACAUCAGCCACAAGGAUGUUGCUAAGACGGACCUGCUAGCGCUGAGCGCCCUGUCUCCGGACCUGGAUGCCUUGAACGAGCUGAGCUACCGGCUGGCCCUGAGCGACCCGGUUUCCCGCCGGCUGCAGAGUCUGAACAGGCAGUGGGCUCUGGCCUCCUCCCUUGCCCUGGAGCAGCGCAGCGAGCUGCAGACAGAGGUGCUGAGGCAGCAGAGCUUUGAGCAGAAGUGCGAGAGCUGGAUGGGUUUCCUGCAGGGCAUGGAGGACAACCUGGCCGUCGACAUCGCCGGGAGCUACCCUGGACUAAGGGAGCAGCUUCGCAUACACCAGAGGUUUCAGGUGGAGGUGUCCAUCGGUCAUCAGAUUCUGCACUCGGUCAUCAAUGAGGCGCUUAAAUUACUGGAGAGAGGCGAAGUGGAAGACAGGAGUGACUUCAUCCUGAAGCUGUCCCAGCUGAAGGAGCAGUGGCAGGGGGUGGUGCGCCGGGCGCAGCAGCGCCGGGCCCUGGUGGACGGGCUGGCGAGGCACUGGCAGCUUUACGCUCGCAGUCUGAGGAAGCUGAGGAGGCUGCUCAGCGACGCCCACGCCCUCCUGCCCCCCGCCGGCCCUGCGCACUGCAGCCUGGGCCAGCUGCACUCCUCCCUGGAGGACCUCAAGCACAUGGAACUACUGUUCCAUCGCCACCAGAGCUGCUACAUCCAGACCCUGGAGGUUGGCAGGCAGCUCUUCUCCAUGGGCGAUGCACAGACUCAGGCCCAGCUGCAGGCAGAGCUGGGGGCCCUGCAGGAGGACUGGGAGCGCUCACACAGCCUUCUGGGAAAGAGGAGGACCCUCAUCUGCACAAUAAUACAGACCUGGGAGCGCUGUGAGGCCAGGCUAGCCAAUCGCAGGCGCAAGCUUGAGGAAAUGAAGUCCAGGCUGAAGCAGCUGCUGCCAGAGCACCCAGCAGAGCUGCAGACUGCCGAACAGCUCACUCAGGAGGCAGAGGACUCGCUAGAAGACUGGGCUCAGAGCCUGACGGAGCUGGCCACCAUGAAGACGGACCUGUCCCAGUACAUCAUCGCCGACGACGUGGUGCUGCUCCAGGAGCAGGUGGAGCAUCUGCGCUGCCAGUGGGAGGAACUGUGCCUGAAGGUGUCUCUACGUAAGCAGGAGAUUGCUGACCGGCUCAAUGCCUGGAUCAUCUUCAAUGAGAAGAACAAGGAGCUUUGCGAAUGGCUGACGCAGAUGGAAAACAAGGUGGCACACAAUGCCGAUCUGAGCAUCGAGGAAAUGGUGGAGAAGCUGAAAAAGGACUGCAUGGAGGAGAUUAACCUCUUCAGUGAAAACAAGACCCAUCUGAAACAGCUGGGGGAGCAGCUGAUCACCGCCAGCAACAAGACCAAAGAGACGGAGAUUAACGACAAGCUGAAGGACAUCAAUGACCGAUGGCAGCACCUGUUCGACCACAUCGAGGCCAGGGUGAGGAAGCUGAAGGAGACGCUGGUGACGGUGCAGCAGCUGGACAAGAACAUGAGCAACCUGCGCACAUGGCUGUCCCGCAUCGAGGCCGAGCUGGCCAAGCCCGUGGUCUACAGCGUCUGCCACAACGACGAGAUCCAGAGGAAGCUCGCCGAGCAGCAGGACCUGCAGAGGGACAUUGAGCAGCACACGGAGGGCGUGGCUUCGGUGCUCACCCUGUGCGACGUGCUGCUGCACGAUGCGGACGCCUGCGGCAGCGACAUGGAGAACGACUCCAUUCAGCAGACCACGCGCAGCCUGGACCGCCGCUGGAGGAACAUCUGCGCCAUGUCCAUGGAGAGGAGGAUGAGGAUUGAAGAGACAUGGCGACUCUGGUGUAAGUUCCUGGAUGAUUACUCCCGCUUUGAAGACUGGCUCAAGACGGCCGAGCGUACUGCCGCGAACCCCAACUCCGCCGACGUCCUCUACACCAGCGCCAAGGAGGAGCUCAAGAAGUUUGAGGCCUUUCAGAGGCAGGUCCACGAGCGACUCACCCAGCUGGAACUCGUCAACAAGCAGUACCGGCGCCUGGCGCGGGAGAACCGCACAGACGCCGCCAGCAAGCUCAAGGUCAUGGUGCACGAGGGGAACCAGCGCUGGGACAACCUGCAGAAAAGAGUGGCAGCCAUCCUGCGCAGGCUCAAGCACUUCACGUCUCAGCGGGAGGAGUUUGAGGGGACGCGGGAGGCGAUCCUUGUGUGGCUGACGGAGAUGGACCUACAGCUGACCAACGUGGAGCACUUUUCUGAGAGCGACAUUGAUGACAAGAUGCGACAGCUCAAUGGAUUCCAGCAGGAGAUCACACUCAAUACCAACAAAAUCGACCAGCUCAUCGUGUUCGGCGAGAACCUGAUCCAGAAAUGCGCCCCUCUGGACGCCGUGCUGAUCGAGGAUGAGCUGGAGGAGCUGCACUCGUACUGCCAGGAAGUCUUCGGCAGAGUGGCCCGCUUCCAUCACCGCCUCACCAGCCGCCGCCCGAUGCUGGAGGAGGAGCGGGAUCUGUCGGACCGGGACACGGAUCUUGAGGAUUCGGGGGAGCUGGCGGGGGGCUCUUGGCAGGAGGAGAAGGACGGUUCCUCCGGGGACUCCCCCAGUCGCCGGGCCGUGUGCCACCUGCUGGCCCCGCCCCUGGAACGGUCGGGCCGCGAGACACCCGUCAGCGUGGACUCAAUCCCUCUGGAGUGGGACCACACCGUAGACGUGGGCGGAUCUUCCUCACAUGAGGAUGACGAGGAGGCCACCUUCUACAGCGCCCUGUCAGAUGUAGAAAUCACAGAAAGCCCAGAAUCCUUUGUUAAGGCAACUACCAAAGCAUUGAGAGCAGCCUCUGGAAAGUCCGUAGCAGAACCCCCCAGCUGGCAUUCCCCGGACUCCCAGGACAGGAAGCGUCUCCACAGGGACCUCAUCCGUGGACUGGGCUCCUCCCCCACACAUACCAGCACUCCCUACCAACAGGGUUAUGCCAAGCUGAUGAGCGAGUGCAGCGGGAGCAUCGAAAGCGUGAAGAGGGUGAAACUGAUCCUGAACGACGACGAGCUCUCAGAAGAGCAGGGCCUCACUAGCCUUACUACUGCAGACAAACAGUCAGGGGUGAUUGGGCGAUGGGAACUGCUUCAGGCACAGGCUCUGAGCGAAGAACUGAGGGUCCGACACAACCUGCAGCAGUGGCAGCAGCUGAACUCUGACCUCAGUAACAUCACUGCCUGGCUGGGGCGGGUGCUGCCGGAGCUGGACAGACUGCGGAAGAUUGAGCCGCCCACCACUGUCCGUGACAUGGAGGGCAACAUCAAGGAGCUGAAGGAUAUGCAGAAGAUCUUUGAAAAAUACAAGGCGGUGAUGAUUUCAGUCAACCUGAGUGGGCGGGACUUCCAGCAGGGGGACAGUGCCGAGACUCGAGAGCUGGAGACAGCUCUGCGCAGCGUGAACCAGAGCUGGAUGAAGGCCUGCACGGCCUUAGACAGCUGGGAGUCACAGCUGCAGAGCAGUCUCAUGAAAUGCCAGGAGUUCCAUGAAACUCUCCAUUCCCUGCUCCUGUGGCUGGCCCACGCUGAGAGCCGGCGCUUCGUGGUCAACAUCCACGACCCGUCAGUGGAGCCGUCUGUGCUGAGGGAGCACAGUGCCACACUCAGGGGCCUGGAGAAGGAGCUGCUGGAACGGCAGCAGGAGGUGUCCUCCCUGCAGGCCAUCUCCUCCCGGCUGCUGCUGGAGGCGGAGGGCGAGGACAGCACGGAGGCCAAGGAGAAGGUGCACGUCAUCCGCAACAAGCUGCGUCUCCUGCUGCGCCAAGUGGGCCACGACCUGCAGGCGCUGCACGGGCGGCUGGACUCUGGUUCUCUUUCUGGUCCCGACGCUGAAGUGGACUACGGUGGCCUGGGAGCAUCCGGCAACCAGCACCCUGUCUCUAAGGAGGUGGCUGGAGAGAGAACACCUGGAGUGAAAUCGCCAGGAGACAGAAGGGAUGAGAAGAGAGAUUCGUCCCCGCCCAGGUCCUUCUUCUACCGGGUGCUGCGGGCGGCCGUUCCCCUCCACAUGCUCCUCCUGCUGCUGCUGGUGCUGGCCUGUCUGGUGCCGCUGUCAGAGGAGGACUACAGCUGCGCGCUGUCCAACAACUUCGCCCGCUCCUUCUACCCAAUGCUGCACUACACUAAUGGACCCCCGCCCACAUGAGCACCACCUCCACCCCCACCCUCAACACUGCAGUCAAGCAGGCUGUGCCCUAAAACUGCCACUGCCCCCAGUACACCGAGAUUUUUGUAGCAGUCCAAAGGAGAAAUUUGUUUGUUUUAUGUCUACGUGUAUCUCUCUAUAAUUUUAGGGAUGUGGAAGUAUCCAGUUGUGUGCUGGAGCAGAAAAAGCCAUGCUGUUGGUGCAGGUCCUACGUGUAUAUUUAUUAUUGACGUGUUAUUCCAUGCAAAAUACAUCAGUGUCAGUGGGAUCAGCUUUAGAUCUGCUCUCAUGUCCAUGAAAAAAAAAAAAAUCUAUAUAUUUAUAUUUGAAUGGGUGUCAGUCACUGGUUUUUAAAUUAAUAGUUGUUCUGGGUUAUUUUUAAUAUUUCUUUUGUGUGUAAGAGUGACUGUACCACAGCACCACAAAAUUCAAGAAUAUCUGUGAUUUUCUAUUGCAGCUACUAUUUUUACUCCUAAUGGGGGCGCAAAGUCUGGAUUUUGACAUUUUGUACAUAUAAUUUAAAUGAGUGCUUUUCGUUGUUAAUUUAGGAUGAAGUAUGACAUAAAUUGUGAACACUGGGUAACGGUAGCUCCACAGUUUCAAAAUGCCUUGUCAGUACAGACGAAACCAGGAAGGGCGCAAGAAUGGAAGGAAGCAUAAAUCAAGUAUAAUUUUAUUAUGAAAUUCUUUUUAGAGGCUGCAGGAUACUGUGUUGUAUUUAUGAGUGUAAAAUUUAAAUUAUGACAAAACUGUUGGCAGGAAUUUAAUAUUUUUGCUUUGGUUGAUGCUGAUUAAGGAGUGUCAGUGAAGACAACAUUUCCUUGCCCACUGAGUGAAUGUGAGUGUGUAGGCUGCGUUAGCCAAGGGACGCUUGCCUGUCUGUGGUGGUAAUGUGAGUGCUCGACCGUUGUGUGAAUGCGCUUGUGUUCUCCAGACUCCACCACAGCAGCUGCUGUUCUUGAUCAAACAUCCAUGUACUGUAGCCCCAGAGUAGCUGGUCACAGCACUGGACUUGAUCACAUCGGAUGGUUGUGGGUUUGAAUCCCUGUGCAGUGCUGUUAUGUCCUUUUUUCUCUUUCACUGGAGUUUUGCCAGUAAUAUUCCAGCUGUAUAAUUGGGAUAGAUGAAGACAUAUGACUAGUGAAAGACACCCAAAAUAAGGACACGUAGCCAGCAAAUUACAGUACAGUAUAGACUCUGCGCAAAUUCAUCAGAAACUGGAGAUAAAUUAAAACUGUAAGAUUAAAAAGAAACAAUGUAGAACAGAAUACUGUACAUUUUUACAAGUAAUUCAGCUUCAGUAGUGUAAAUAGAAUUUCUACUCAAAGUCCUACACUGUUGGAAAGGGCCUCCUGGAACAUAAAGAAAACAAUGGUGUGUACAGUAUGUGAUUUAUAUUUGAAUGUUUAUUUAUGGGGAUGUACAGUGUAAGCCCUUUUUACCUGACAAUAAAUAUUGUUUGCCAUGUUCAUCAAAA
Messenger RNA from Anguilla rostrata (American eel), 29292 nucleotides. It is a transcript of the gene syne2b, whose product is annotated as spectrin repeat containing, nuclear envelope 2b. Gene Ontology annotation, biological process: cytoskeleton organization; nucleus organization; nuclear migration. The transcript is spliced from 116 exons. Gene Ontology annotation, cellular component: nuclear envelope; perinuclear region of cytoplasm; membrane. Lineage: Eukaryota; Metazoa; Chordata; Actinopteri; Anguilliformes; Anguillidae. The record is from RefSeq and is a predicted model, not a curated record. Gene Ontology annotation, molecular function: kinesin binding. The coding region runs from base 195 to 27815 and encodes 9206 amino acids.